AUGAAAACUGUACGUCAACUGACCACUAACGCGGGAAGUCAGCUUCAGAAGAGGACUCUGCCAAGCCGAAACUCAAACUCAAAUUUCACUUCUUCAAAUGAAAUAGAGGAGCAGAUAUCAACUGUACAGGAUGCAGAAGUAAAUUUGCUCAAGUCUGGAGAGUUGACGUACAAGAUCCCCAUGAAUGUUGAAGAUAUAUCACGUUUUGGAGAUGGCAACAGAGAGCUUUUUAUUAAGUCUAGCUGUUACAGCAUCAUUCCUAUUAUUGUCAAUGAAUCUGGAACCACAAUCAGCUGGGUGUUUUCAUCUGAACCAAAAAGCAUCUCCUUUAGUGUAGUCUAUCAAGAAUCUUUGGAAGCUCCUGUGGAAAAAAGUAAGGUUUUAAUCCCACUAACUCGAUGCAAUGCCCAUAAAGAAACCAUACAAGGCCAGCUAAAAGUGAGAAAUCCUGGUGCUUAUCUUCUUAUUUUUGAUAACUCAUUUUCCAGGUUUGUCUCCAAAAAGGUUUUUUACCACCUGGCGAUUGAGAAGCCUAUAAUCUAUGAUGGAAGCGAUUCUCCAUAAAGUAACACCAGUUUGUAUGCUGAUUAUUAGUUUACACUUUUUAAAGUUCUGAGUGUGUUUAGAGUGAAAGUGAAGUGCAUAAAAUAUUAUCUAUAUUUAGAGUCUAGAUUAAGUGAUAGUUUUUAAGGUUGGUGUUUAUUUAUGCAAAGCAUUUACUGUUAUGAUAUUUAGUAAUCAUUUAAACUUUUUCAAUUGAGAGUAAAAUUGUGCACCUGAGUGCUGUAAAUUUUUAAAGGUGUUUUUAAAAGUAGAUACUAACCCACACUUUAUAUAUUUAUAUAGAUUUUUUUCAACCAAAAAUAAACUGCACUUUUUAAGAAUGUAUAAAUAUGAAAACUACCAAACAUAGACAUACAAUGAAAUAUAUGUAGUAAUUUAUAAUACUUCAAAAUCUGCAUUGGGCUUAAUUAUGCUAUAGCAGACAAGAUUGUAUUUCCAUUUUGAGUUUAUCAAAAAGAGAAUACAUUUUUAGAAUCACCUUUAUUUUAUCCUUGUUCUCCUCCAAAAUUAUUCAACAGUUAUGUUGAACUGUUAGGGUCUUGCAUGAAUACUAUAAAGUCCUCCUCUCAGUUAAAAUUUUCCCAUUAGGUUAAUUUACUGAGGUUGUUAAGCAAGCCCAGACUAAUAAUAUGUGGAUUAUUUUAAGAAAAGUGUUCCUAAAUUUGAUGUUUAGAAAUAUGUUAACUUAAGUUCAAUUGCAUAACAGCUUUUCAUUAAUUUAUAUUAUAUGUUUAAAAAACAGAAUACUUAGAAGACUGCAUUCUUAUACCACUGAAUGUUGGGACACUAUUAAAAUAGACAUUUACUUUUGAAUAGUUAAGGUUAAAUAAAGUAUUUUAGUGCAAAAUCUUCAACAUAUAUGAUUAACUGAAUAAUAAAUUAUUUAUCACUCAUUUACACAUGUGCUAGAGACUAAACAAAACUGACUGCAGCAUUUUUGUCUGAAGCAACAUACAGAAAUCUUUAACUUUAUUUUUGUCCAGAGCUGAAAAUCAGACUGUUCUCUUUUUCUUCUUCCAUUUCUGGUGUAACACUAAAAACCACAUUGUCUUGGCAUUGCAUUUCCCAUUCAUCUGUUUAACUCAGUUUUGGUGCUCAGAGAGUAUCCCAGCAGCACUGGGUUCAGAACAGGGGCUAAUCACCAUGAACAUUCAUGUAUUCAGCAACACUCACUCACUAGAGAACAGGAAAACAAUUGACUUAAUAUGCUGCAGAAAAACUGAAUAAAGUUAAAAUAUACAUGCAGACACAGGGAGAAUGUGCACACUCCGGACAUACACUGACUGGGUCAGGAUUUGAAUUCAGUACCCUGUGGAUGUAAAGCAACACUGCUACCUCAGCAGCAGCCCACUGCACAAUGUUCCAUUUUCAUUUUAUUAAAAAAGUAUCCUCUAUAUAAGCCAAUCAAUAAGUUCCUUUUGUAAACACAACUUUUAUCAGUUUUAAUUGAUACAAAAAUUUCAUUUUAGGCACUGCUCUGAAUGUUUUUUGUUGAUACUUCAAACAGUCCUUACUAAAUAGGCAGCUUUUACAGUUUAUGAGAAAUAAACCUUUAUUGUGAAGUUAAAAAAUAGUUUUAUUUUACCACUACUGCUUGAUGAAAAUAUAGGUAACUGGAGUGGAUAUCCAAUAUCAUUUAACAUAGUUAAUUUUUAUCUCAUUGGUGAUCAUCAUAUUUUCCAGCAUCACCUUUUUAAAAACAAUCAAAAAUCAGUGUAAGUACAUUCCUUCAUUCAUUUAAAAA
This is a messenger RNA of Erpetoichthys calabaricus (reedfish), 2308 nucleotides long. RefSeq names its product FYVE and coiled-coil domain-containing protein 1. The transcript has 5 exons. The coding region runs from base 1 to 564 and encodes 187 amino acids. Gene Ontology annotation, cellular component: late endosome; lysosome; autophagosome. Gene Ontology annotation, biological process: plus-end-directed vesicle transport along microtubule; positive regulation of autophagosome maturation. The record is from RefSeq and is a predicted model, not a curated record. Lineage: Eukaryota; Metazoa; Chordata; Cladistia; Polypteriformes; Polypteridae.